This is a messenger RNA of Ziziphus jujuba (common jujube), 981 nucleotides long. RefSeq lists its product as uncharacterized. The transcript is spliced from 4 exons. The record is from RefSeq and is a predicted model, not a curated record. Lineage: Eukaryota; Viridiplantae; Streptophyta; Magnoliopsida; Rosales; Rhamnaceae. Bases 1 to 981 code for a protein of 326 amino acids.
AUGGCGGACAAAGACUGGUUGGAGAAUAAUCCACAAGCAGCCGUUGAGCAUUUACAGUUUGAAGAAUUUGAUCGUUGUCCUAUUAUUAUUCACCAUCCGAUCAUCCCUGAGUCUCUUAUUGAUUUAGGAGAUAGAUGCAUUUCUCAAGAAGAAGACCUAGAGUUGAUGAGAGUCCCUUCUGCGGAGGAGGUUAAAGAAGCUGUUUGGAGUCUGCAUCCUUUGAAGAGUCCUGGACCAGAUGGCUUCUCAAGCAUUUUCUUCCGAAGCUAUUCGAGAACGAACUUCAAUCAAUUUAGAUCUAUCAGCUUAUACAAUUUUGUUUACAAAAUUGUUGCAAAAAUUCUUGCUGGAAGAUUGAGUAAGGUGCUGGAUAAACUCAUCUCUCCUAAUCAAGGAGCUUUCAUCAAGGGCAGAUGGAUCGCUGAAAAUUUUGUUGUGGCCCAAGAGAUCGUUCACAAGGUCAGAACUCACAAAGGAAAAAAAGAUCUCAUGAUCAUAAAAAUGGAUUUGAAGAAAGUUUAUGAUAGUCUAGAAUGGAGUUUCAUAGACAAAGCGCUGGAGGCUUGGGUUUUCUCUGGAUGUCAGAUGGAUGCUACAAAACUACUCCUUUUGAAAGAAGAGGUACAAGAAAAACUUCAUGGGAUCAAGAUAACUCGAAAUGCACCAGCAGUUUCUCACCUUAUGUAUGCAAACGAUCUCCUCAUCAUGUGUCGGGCAGAUCCUCAAGAAGCUACUGUGGUCAACGAAUGCUUCAACAACUAUUGUAGCUGGUCAGGACAAGCAGCAAACAGUGAAAAAUCAAAUAUUCUUUUCUCUAAGUCCACAUCCCGACGUGAUAGGAAGGCCAUUAGAGACAUUCGGGGUUUCAAAGAAAUGGGUUCAAAAGCUGUAUAUCUAGGAAAUUCUUUCAUUUUCGGAAGGAACAAAUCGAAAGAAUUCUUUAAGCUAAAGGAAAGGAUUCAAAACAGACUGGAAGGCUGA